Messenger RNA from Phycodurus eques (leafy seadragon), 1437 nucleotides. RefSeq names its product FtsJ RNA 2'-O-methyltransferase 1 (gene ftsj1). The transcript is spliced from 11 exons. Gene Ontology annotation, biological process: cytoplasmic translation; tRNA methylation. The record is from RefSeq and is a predicted model, not a curated record. The coding region runs from base 76 to 1020 and encodes 314 amino acids. Lineage: Eukaryota; Metazoa; Chordata; Actinopteri; Syngnathiformes; Syngnathidae. Gene Ontology annotation, molecular function: tRNA methyltransferase activity. Gene Ontology annotation, cellular component: cytoplasm.
AGGUCACCUGAGAGGGGUCCUUCUACCCGGAAUCGCAACGGGAACGCUUUUCUGCUUCAAAAGAGGCCGGUCAGUAUGGGUCGCUCCUCCAAAGACAAACGGGACAUUUACUACCGACUGGCCAAAGAGGAAGGCUGGAGAGCGAGGAGCGCCUUCAAGCUGCUGCAGCUCAACGACGAGUUCAACCUGUUCACCGGUGUGAACAGAGCUGUGGAUCUUUGUGCCGCUCCUGGCAGCUGGAGUCAAGUUCUGAGUCGGAAACUCAGAUGUCUCGGGGAUAAGCCUGAGAGCGGUGAAGAGGUGAAGAUUGUGGCGGUGGACCUGCAGGCCAUGGCUCCUCUUCCAGGAGUCAUUCAGAUUCAAGGAGACAUCACCAAGGUGUCGACGGCCGAGGAGAUCAUCCGCCACUUCGAGGGUCGCCCUGCAGACUUGGUGGUGUGCGACGGCGCUCCCGACGUAACGGGCCUCCAUGACGUGGACGAGUACAUUCAGGCUCAGCUGCUAUUGGCUGCGCUGAACAUCACCACUCACGUACUUAAACCAGGAGGAACUUUUGUGGCCAAGAUCUUCCGAGGCAAAGAUGUGACGCUGCUGUACUCGCAGCUCAAGAUCUUUUUCAGCGGCGUGACAUGCGCUAAGCCUCGUAGCAGCCGGAACUCCAGCAUUGAAGCAUUUGUGGUGUGUCAGAACUACCGUCCUCCAGAAGGUUACGUGCCCAACAUGUCCAACCCUCUGCUCGAUCACUCCUACGAUGUAGACUUUAACCAGUUAGAAGGUCCAAACCGCAUCAUCGUUCCUUUCCUGGCAUGCGGAGACCUGAGUGCCUUCGAUUCCGACAGAACCUACCCUCUGCAGCUGGACGCUGGCAAGGAGUACCAGUACACGCCCCCCACCCAGCCGCCCAUCAGCCCCCCUUACCAACAGGCCUGCCAGCUCCGCAAAAACAACCUUCUCUCCAAGGAGGAAUCUCCUUCUGCACCGGGACCGCAACAGAGCGGAGACCAAGCCCAGACUGACUGACCUAGCCCAGUUUUAUUAGAAUCUAUCUGACGAGAUUGUCUUUUAAAAUGUUUUUAUUCCAGCUAGCGGCAGUGAUUUGCAUGUCUGAUUCACACUUUUGAGGAUCAUGGUUCAAAUCCCGGCCUUCUUGUGUGGAGUUUUCAUGUUCUCCGCUGUGCUCUCGUGGCUUUGCUACAAAAAAAAUCUACGUUAGCUUUAUUGUCCAUAAUUCUUCUUAUUUGUCUCUAUGUGCCCUGAGCGUAUUGACUGGCGACUCGUCAAGGGUGUACCCAGACUUUCGCCCAAUAUUCAGCUGGGAAAAGUUCCAGCUCAUACGUGACUCUAAAGAGGAUAACUGCUAAAGAAAAUUUUUUGUUUUGUAUUCUUUAUUAAAAGCAUUUUAAGUUGUUUUAAAUGGAAAUAAACUACAUUUUUUUG